Sinocyclocheilus anshuiensis is the source of this 2310-nucleotide messenger RNA. RefSeq names its product dnaJ homolog subfamily C member 21-like. Gene Ontology annotation, cellular component: cytoplasm. NCBI's taxonomy places the organism in Eukaryota, Metazoa, Chordata, Actinopteri, Cypriniformes, Cyprinidae. Bases 299 to 1921 code for a protein of 540 amino acids. The transcript is spliced from 12 exons. Gene Ontology annotation, molecular function: zinc ion binding; nucleic acid binding. The record is from RefSeq and is a predicted model, not a curated record.
AUCAAUUUCAUGCGCCGCCGCUACACACACGACACCGGCUUCGCGCCGAUUCUUCUAUCGAUUGAAAAUGUCAACUGUUCAAGAAGUUGAUGAAUAAACGCGAUUAGUUGCUUCAUUAUAGUAUUGUAUGUAUUAUAUUUAGUGUAAUAUUAGGUUAGCGCUGUUGUAGUUUUAGUUUUGUGAUCCACGUGGGCACAUUGAUGACAUUUCGUGUGUACUGUAACGUUAGUUAUUGACAGUUGCUUUCAAAACACAGCCUUUUCAGUUUUUGUAGGAUCUCCAUCAAGCCCAGACCAGGAUGAAGUGUCACUAUGAGGUGUUGGGCGUUAAAAGAGACGCAUCGGACGACGACCUGAAAAAGGCUUAUAGGAAAUUAGCCUUGAAAUGGCAUCCAGACAAGAACUUGGAUAACGCCGAGGAGGCUGCAGAGGAGUUUAAACUUAUUCAGGCUGCGUAUGAUGUUCUGAGUGAUCCACAGGAGAGAGCCUGGUAUGAUAACCACCGAGAGGCGCUGCUGAAAGGGGGUGUCAGCGGAGAGUACCAGGAUGACAGCAUUGAUCUCUUGCAGUUCUUCACUGUCACCUGCUACUCAGGUUACGGAGAUGACGAAAAGGGCUUUUACACUGUAUACAGGAAUGUGUUUGAGACUAUCGUAAAGGAGGAGAUGGAGCACAGUAAAGAUGAGGAAGAGGAGGAGGAGGACGUGUUUCCCUCAUUUGGAGACUCUCAGAGUGACUAUGACACUGUGGUGCAUUUAUUCUAUGGCUACUGGCAGAGCUUCUGUACACGCAAAAACUUUGCAUGGAAAGAGGAGUACGACACGCGACAGGCCUCCAACCGCUGGGAGAAGAGAGCCAUGGAGAAAGAGAACAAGAAAACCAGGGACAAGGCCAGGAAAGAGCACAGCGAGCUGGUGCGCCAACUAGUGGCCUUCGUCCGAAAACGCGACAAGCGCGUUCAGGCUCAUAAGAAGCUGGUGGAAGAGCAGAAUGCAGAGAAGACCAAAAAAGUUGAAGAACUGAGGAGAAAACAGAAGCUCCACCGAGCAAAGCUGGCGGAAGACUAUAAAGAACAGAGUUGGGCCGCCAUGUCAGAGCUGGAGAAAGAACUUCAGCAGAUGGAAGCACAGUACGGUCAAGAGUUCGGUGACGCAUCAGAAAGUGAAGAGGACGAGGAGGAGGUGGAAAACAGGCAGGAGACGGCAAAUGUAGACAGGGGAGAUGUGGUGCAGGCAGAUGGUGCCGCGGAAAUGAACGACUAUUAUGAUGACCUGUACUGUCCUGCCUGUGACAAAUCUUUCAAAUCCGAUAAAGCUAUGAAAAACCAUGAGAAGUCUAAGAAACACAGAGAGAUGGUGGCAUUGCUACGGCAACAGCUGGAGGAGGAAGACAAGUCACUGAGUCACAGCUCUGCCGAGAGAGAGGAAGAGGAUGAUGAUGAACUCGAUGACACACCGAGACAAAAAUUAUCUAAAAGGCAGAAGAAAAAGAAACGGCAGCAGAAAAACGUAAAUAAUCUUCCAGAUGAUCCGGAGAUUGACAGCACAGUCCCACAGUCCACAGAAGAGCGUCCCGCACCUCCGCCUGACUCGGGCAACAACGAGGACGCCCCUGUCCCCUCUGAGGACCCAGAUGAGAAACUAAAACCAGAGGAACGUGAACCCACAAACCAAAAAAGCUCUGCCAAGACAAAAGAGAAGAAAGGUGGAAAAGACUCUAAGAAGAACAGUAAACCACACGGAGGUGUGGAAGUUUCACAAGAGAAGGAAGUCAACCUGCGCUGUGUGACCUGUCAGUAUGAAUUUGCCACCAGGAACAAACUUUUCGAUCACCUGAAGACCACGGGCCACGCCACCGCCCUCUCCUCCGGUAACACUGCCCAAACGUGCAAGAAAAAGAAGGACGCCAGGAAGAACAGAUAACGAGAGGCACAUUUGAAACACAUUUGCACACUGAUGUACAUUUGUCCAAGAAAACAAAACCUCUGCUGUUUUUUACAGCUUGAUAUGCAGUUGUGCAUCAGGAAGCGUGUGUAUUUCUGUCCCUAGAAGAAUGAAUUUGUGCCCCAUGGGCUGACAUUUCUUUUGUAACACUCCAUAUGCCAAAAGUUUUCCCUAGAACUGCCAUUUAUUCCCACCAUCAUUGAUGUGUAAUCUGGUGCCUCAGAGCUCUUCUGUAGGCAAAUGAGACUUGGAUAUUUUGGAGUUGGCCGUGCAUGUUUUGUUUCGUUUUUAGGAGAUUAAAAAUAAUGAUCUUGCUACUAAAGAUGGCACAUUUUAUGUCAGGUUUAGUUGCGUUUUCAUAGUCACCA